This is a messenger RNA of Mya arenaria, 2120 nucleotides long. Its product is annotated as mucin-5AC-like. NCBI's taxonomy places the organism in Eukaryota, Metazoa, Mollusca, Bivalvia, Myida, Myidae. Bases 318 to 1928 code for a protein of 536 amino acids. The transcript is spliced from 2 exons. The record is from RefSeq and is a predicted model, not a curated record.
UAUCACGACAACAAUAGCGUAUGAGACAACGUUUAAACGUAGCGUCCUACAUAUACAUAUGCGUUAUGUGUAAUAAUACGUUGUCUAAUUAUAUCUUAUAUGCCGUUUGAGCGCUUAACGCCUGUUUACGUCUGUUUACGUAUUUACAGCGUCAUAUCACCGUAACGAAUAUGGACUACAGUGAUUGCAUUUUAAUAUGAACUUGGAAUAUAAUUAUUUUCUUCACGCUGUUAUUAAGUGAACCUUAAUCACCUGGCGAAAAUACCUGUGUGUACUCAUUACUUGGCUGACAAACAGAUGCAAAGAAGUUGAUAAAAAUGCCGAGCUUUCGAACGACGCGAUGGAUUGUGGUGUCCACGUUGAUAUCUUUAUGCUAUUCGAUUGAAGAAACCCCUUCUUCAGCCCAAAAUAACACACCUCCCGACACAAAACCUAAAGCUAAAGCCUCAUCGAUAACAACAGCUGAUGCAAUAUCAAUGGAUUCCAUCCCGACAUUCGAUUUCUCCAAGACUAAUGGUAAAAAGACCACAGACGCACCCGUUGACACAUGUUCGUCGGAAGAUGUGUGCCAGACGAUGCGCGGCGUAUGCCACAACGGAACAUGUAAGCCAAACAAAUGUUCUGGUUUCACAUGCAUCUGCGAGGCAGGGCAUACUGGACAGCUGUGUGACAAGAAAGUAAACGGUGACACAACGCUCCCCGCUGAAACAACCCCAAGUUCAAAUGGAAAGCAUCAUGUAAAUGGUGUGGUCCAUCCAAACCUUAUAACAGGGAAAACUGACAAAGAAACCAUUGUGCUAAAUGACUCGAAAGCAGUGCCUGUUUCCGAUGUAAACAGUGAUGAGGAAAAUUCGAAUCAAACUAUUACCGGACCCGAUAAACUGGGAACCGUUAGAAACAAGUCCUUAACUAUAACAAGUGAUACCACAGGACCAUCUACUUUAGCUAAUGGCAAAAAUGAACAAACAAACAUCAUUGAUCAAAAUAUUCAAAAUGCACAACCUACUACGGAAGCGCCUGUAGAAAGUAAGAACCCUCGAAAAACUACUAUGUCUGAUGGAAGUUACCGAAAGGGCCCCGAGUCAACUAAACAUUCUGAUAACAGUCCUGUUGAUGCUCACAUAACCAAUCAGAAAGUCAAGACAAACGCACCAUCAUUAAUUCAGCCUAAAAGUGAUGUUGUGACCAUUCCAACGACGGUAGUUGAAACAAGUGUAAACAAAGUGGAGACUCCCCCUGAAGUUAAAGCAAGCAUAAUAAAACAGACAGACACCAUUGCUCAACAGACAACAACGACUACAGACAGUAUAAGUACUGCAGUUGAAAAGCCUGCAGCUGGUGGUCAUGACAAACUUAUUUCAAUGGUGCAAAGCAGUGAAUUUGUUGAAAAACCAUCGGAGGUAUCAAACAUUAAUGACUUAGGAACGGCGAGUAUAAAGAAGGAGAAACUUGUGGGUACUGUUCGUAUUGGGAAUCACGAUGUGCCCGUUCUAUUAGAGGAACAACCUGAAGUACUUAAAAGCGAUAAAUCUAAUUCACAAAAAUCUAAAACUGAAGAACCGUCAGCGGGAUCAGCUAGUUCUUUGUCUAAAACGCAGCAAAAGAGUGCAAUUCACACAAAUAAAGGACAAGACCUCAUGUCUAAUAAAACUAUGGAAAGUAACACGGCGUCAAAAUUUGGACAUGAUGAAACAAAUACUUCAACUCCAAAGCCAGCUAGUGAACCCCAGCCUAUAGAAACAAAACAGACAAUAGACACAACAGCUUUAUUACAGCUGUUGAAUAUAUUAGGUUCGCCAAACAUUGCCGAAACCGUAAAAGCUGUAAAAAUCGAGAUAAUUACAAAGUCAAAUACAACGGACAGGAAUAGUAACGUGACAGCCAAAGAUGCCGAAUUAAGUGUUUCGACAACCCAAAGUCCACCUUAACUUCUUUAUACGCUUUUAAUUGUUUUUGUUUCCUGUCUCAUAAUGGCAUGAUUUAUAUAUUGAGUGUGCAUCGACAUAGUUUGAUAUAUUUCCUGUUGGUUUGGUAGGUCAUAUAACUUAUUUGACAAUGAAAUGAAUGUUUUCCGUCUAUGUGUGCAACUGAGUGUGAUAAUGCAAUAAAUAUGCAAUAUU